Messenger RNA from Lodderomyces jiufengensis, 843 nucleotides. RefSeq names its product cyclin (gene PCL2). Gene Ontology annotation, molecular function: cyclin-dependent protein serine/threonine kinase regulator activity; protein kinase binding. The transcript has a single exon. NCBI's taxonomy places the organism in Eukaryota, Fungi, Ascomycota, Pichiomycetes, Serinales, Debaryomycetaceae. Gene Ontology annotation, biological process: regulation of cyclin-dependent protein serine/threonine kinase activity. The coding region runs from base 1 to 843 and encodes 280 amino acids. The record is from RefSeq and is a predicted model, not a curated record. Gene Ontology annotation, cellular component: cyclin-dependent protein kinase holoenzyme complex; nucleus.
AUGUCAGAUAAAGAAGCAUUAAAAAUAUUUUCAAGACAACCUGUAUCAUUAGAAAUGAUUGAUUUCUUAGUAUCAACAACAAAUUCAAUAAUUCAAGUUAAAAAAUCCCCAAAAUCAUCAUCAUCAAUUAUAUCCAAUACAAAUACAACUAAAAUAAUUUCAAAUCCAAUAAUUUCAUUAACUGAUUUUAUUAAAAAUUUAAUUAAUUAUUCAAAUGUACAAACACCAACAUUAAUGUCAACAUUAUAUUAUUUAAAUAAAUUAAGAAAUUUUUUACCUGCAAAUGCUGUAGGAAUGGAAACUACAAGACAUCGUAUAUUUUUAUCAUGUUUAAUUAUAGCUGCUAAAAAUUUAAAUGAUUCAUCACCAUUAAAUAAACAUUGGACAAAAUAUACAAAUGGUUUAUUAAAUCUUUAUGAAAUUAAUUUAGCAGAAAGAGAAUUAAUUGAUAUUUUAAAUUGGAACCUUAAAAUAAAUGAAUAUGAAUUAAUUUUAGUAUUACAACCAUUUUUAUUACCUAUUAAACAACAAUUAAUAAAUCAACAACAAAUAAAUUCAUUUAAAAAAUUAAAUUAUUAUAAAUUAUCUCAUAAAAAUUAUAAAAAUUCAAAUAAUUCAAUAAAUUCAUCUUACUCCACAGCUUCAUCAAAUUAUUCAUUAUCUUCUAUUAAUUCAUCAAUUACUAAUAAUUCAGAUUAUGACUAUCAAGAAAGAAUUCCUUUGGCUAAUAAAUCUUUAAAUAAUUUACCUACUUUAUCUAAUAAUUCUGAAAAAAUUGUACCAAUUAUUAAAAAAAAAAGGUCAAUGAUGAAUUAUUUAAAUAAUUCUAGAAUAAUUAAUUAA